GUCCUGUUAUGUUAACAAUUAUUUCAAAGAGAUGGUUACUGUUUCCUGACAAAGACCAAGUUGAUUCUUAUCAUCUAAAGAAUAACUUAACUUCAAAUAAUUCUGACAACUCUUUGAUCAAGUUUCGAUUAUAUGAGAUUGAAGCAAGGUAUAUGAAUUUUCCAGAUAAACAACAAAAGUCAACCCUGUUGCAAAGACUUGAUGAUAUUUUAGCAGUUCUGGAAAUAAAACUUUCUGAAAUAAAGCUUCCAGAAAAAAUUAUAAAAAAGGGUCAUCCUUCUGAAACCAAACGACUGCCGAUUGUAUUAGAACUUAUAGAAGCGGGGGUGAAAAAAAAGAAGAAAACUGAUGAUAUUAGAAAAAAGCAAAUUGAAGAUAUCAAUGCUCAACAAAAUGCUUUGAUGGCUUAUAUUGAAG
Molecule: messenger RNA, 417 nt
Organism: Racocetra persica
Lineage: Eukaryota; Fungi; Glomeromycota; Glomeromycetes; Diversisporales; Gigasporaceae
Source: the annotation of a GenBank genome assembly